Messenger RNA from Chrysochloris asiatica (Cape golden mole), 1230 nucleotides. It is a transcript of the gene ELAC1, whose product is annotated as elaC ribonuclease Z 1. Gene Ontology annotation, molecular function: 3'-tRNA processing endoribonuclease activity. Gene Ontology annotation, cellular component: nucleus. The transcript is spliced from 3 exons. Bases 1 to 1092 code for a protein of 363 amino acids. The record is from RefSeq and is a predicted model, not a curated record. NCBI's taxonomy places the organism in Eukaryota, Metazoa, Chordata, Mammalia, Afrosoricida, Chrysochloridae.
AUGUCUAUGGAGGUAACAUUUCUGGGUACUGGUGCAGCAUACCCAUCCCCGACCCGGGGCGCCUCUGCUCUGGUCCUUCGGUGCGAGGGCGAAUGCUGGCUCUUUGACUGUGGGGAAGGAACUCAGACGCAGCUUAUGAAAAGCCAACUUAAAGCAGGGAGGAUCACCAAGAUCUUCAUCACACACCUUCAUGGAGACCAUUUCUAUGGCCUGCCUGGCCUCCUCUGUACAAUCAGUCUGCAGAGUGGCUCGGUGGUCACCAAACAGCCAAUAGAAAUCUAUGGCCCUGUAGGCCUUCGGGACUUUAUCUGGCGAACCAUGGAACUCUCUCAUACGGAGCUGGUCUUCCCAUAUGUGGUCCACGAGCUGGUGCCCACAGCGGAUCAGUGCCCUCCAGAAGAGCAGCAAGAAUUCACAUACGUGAAAAGAGCAGACAGCCCUCCCGAAGAGGGCCAAGGGAGAACGAUUGUGUUAGACUCAGAAGAAAGCUCUUACCUUUUGGUUGAUGAUGAACAGUUUGUUGUAAAAGCAUUUCGCCUCUUCCAUCAAAUUCCCUCCUUUGGGUUUUCAGUCAUGGAGAAGAAACGUCCAGGUAAACUCAAUGCACAGAAACUAAAAGACCUUGGUGUUCCGCCUGGUCCAGCCUAUGGAAAGCUGAAAAGUGGCAUUUCAGUUGUUCUGGAAAAUGGGGUUACAAUUGCUCCCCAAGAUGUGUUACAAAAGCCGAUCACUGGAAGAAAAAUCUGCAUCUUAGGUGACUGUUCUGGGGUCGUGGGGGAUGGAGGAGCAAAGCUGUGUUCAGAAGCAGACCUGCUGAUCCACGAGGCGACCCUGGAUGAUACCCAGAUGGACAAAGCCAAGAAGCACGGCCACAGCACACCACAAAUGGCCGCAGCCUUUGCGAAGUUGUGCCAAGCCAAGAGGCUGGUUUUGACUCACUUCAGUCAGAGGUACAAGCCAGUUGCCUUGGCCAGAGAAGGAGAAGCAGAUGCUAUUGCAGAACUGAAAAAGCAAGCUGAAUCCGUGUUAGAUCUCCAAGAAGUGACUCUAGCGGAAGAUUUUAUGGUGAUCAGCAUUCCAAUCAAGAAAUGAACCCACAUUCCUGUGUGCUUCUGGACAUGCCAGUGGGUAUGUUCCUGAGUCUCCAGUCCAGAUGGCUUUCUGUUUGUUUGGCCGUAAUUAGGGGCGCCUAGUAAUCUUACAAAGGAUGGCCCUACAUUGUUGACUCAG